AUUGAAAAAGGUCAGGACAAACAUGAUGUAUAAACUAAAUGUUUAUAAAUAAAACGUCGACCAUUAUCCCCGUCCCUCAUCUUAGUGACGAUGUAGCAAUGCUUACUACAAUUUCAUUUUCCUUAUUUGAAACCUAGACAGAUCGUUGAAAUUAGUUCACAUGAUAUGAGAAAGACGAGUAUUCUAUGUGUAAUACGGUUUUUUUGUGUCCCUAAGCUAUAGGUUCGGAUUUAUGGCUGGUUCAUGUGGAUUGUCUACGUUCAGUGAACUAUCAUGAUGUACCCUCGUCUUUCAGCACACUCUUUGACUCUCUUUCGGCGUCGGUCGUCACACGGUCACGAUUUUGCAUGGCGUGCUUGCGCUUCCUCCUACGUCACGGCUGUUUGAGGAGUGGACGGGCACGCGUGUCCAAAGCAGACAAGUCCCAUCCAGGCUAAAAAUAGUUUGUUACCCGGUAUCGGUAGGUUGUGGUACACGUCUAAGUGACGUCAUUUGUGCUUUUUUGGUGAAGGAGUAAAUUGACCUUUUGUACUAUCCGUCUGCUUUAACGCUUUCGCUCCCUUUCUUUUGGGUAAUUCCUGAUGCAUCAGCAUUCAUUUAGCAUCUUUUUGUAAAGUUAUUUUUUUGGUGAAGGCUAAGUGGUUAGUCUAGGCUGCAGGGCGUCAGCUGAUGGAAACAUACAAGGAUAUGGGCAUGCUGGUGUUAAAGAGAAGAACACACCAACAAGAUCAUCGUUUGACCAUGGAGACGGGGAGACACGGUUUCACUGUGUCUGUGUGUGUGUGUGUGUGUGUGUGUGUGUGUGUGUGUGUGUGUGUGUGUGUGUGUGUGUGUGUGUGUGUGUGUGUGUGUGUGUGUGUGUAUACACCGGCCAGUUGAAAGGGGCUGGGGUUGGGGGGAUUAUCGGCUGGGUCAGGGGGAGGGAGAAGCAUGGAUGACUCAUACUGUAGCUGCUGAUAUUCUGUAUGGACACAGCACUAGGUAGCCUAUAAUGACGUGGAGGAGAAGUGUUUCAUAAAAACAAUUGGCUAGGCCUUUUCAGGUCUUGGCUUAUGGCUAAUAUUGGGAUCUUCCAAGGUUUUCUCUUUGAGGUUUUAGGGCAUCACCCAAUUUGACCCAAACACAGAUGUCGUGACUUCAAUCAAAACACAAACACGAAGUGACAUCUUAGAUGAUAUUGUGAGUUCAGUGUUUGGAAACUUCUCAUGUGAUAAAAAACACGAACCCUGGAAAAACUUUAGUUUAAGUGUUGUUUUCAGUCAGCUGAACUUUGGAUAGUCCUAGCCUAUCCGACUAGAGUCGAGACAUUUAUUCAGCAAUGUGUUGAAGGUUGUUAAGGUGUGUUAUGUUAAGGUUGAAGCACUAUAGGUUCAUUCUUUAAGUUCUACAUUUACACGUAAAGUGUUAUUUUAAAAACGGUAAAAUAUAUAAAGCUGUAGUAUUUGACAACCCCACACACGACCCCACCACCAUUGUUGUGACCAAUGACUGCACACACAGAGAGACACACACUUCCCAGUCAUAACUGAAUGACGGCAGGUCGCUAUGGAAACUGCGUUACGCUCCGGGCGGCCGGAGGAGAAAACAAAGAGAGCGACGACUCAUUCCCGUCUUCAUUUCAGCACCAUGCGAGCUCCUGGACAGCUCCUAGCCUCAUAUGCCUUACAAGGGACAGAGUCGCAUCAGCACCGAGCCUAACCGGAGUGGGUACAGGGACUUCAGAAGAAAAGCAAGCCUCCGAAAUAGAGAGUCAGACUCACCGAACCUGGAACUCGGUGUACACUCAAGGUUGAGUUCUUCUGUGAAGCCAGGAGCGAGGUGCUCCCUCAGAUGCCUCAGCAACAGGGCAGCAGUAUGUCUGAGACCAAAUCCAGCCAGCGGUUCCACAGCCUGAAUGCGGAGCAGGUGGAGGUUCUCCAUCAGGUUUUGUCAGAGGUUGUUCCUAUCCAUGGCCGCGGGAACUUUCCCACAUUGGAGCUGCGUCCCCGAGACAUAAUCAUAGCUGUGCGGGCCAGGCUUCAGAAGCAGGGAAUAACAGUUAGAGAUGUUCGUCUGAACGGCUCCACAGCCAGCCACGUGCUUGUCAGAGACAGCGGAACGAGCUGCAAGGACCUGGACAUCAUCUUUGGAGUUGAGUUGCCCUGUCAGGAGGAGUUCCAGGUGAUCAAAGAGUCCGUGCUGGGGUGCUUACUGGACUGCCUACCUUCUGGGGUCAACAGAGAGCGGAUCAGCAGUGCCACAAUGAAGGAGGCCUACGUCCAGAAAAUGGUGAAGGUCUUCAAUGAACAAGACCGCUGGAGUCUCAUCUCCCUCUCAAAUAACAGUGGUAAAAACCUGGAGCUCAAAUUUGUGAGCGUGCUGAGGCGGCAGUUUGAGUUCAGUGUUGAUUCCUUCCAGAUCAUUCUGGAUCGUCUCUUGGAGUCCUACAUGCAGCAGGAGUCACUGCACAGAAAUAAAACAGUUGAUCUUGAAGACCAGCCUGCAGACAAACAUUUAGUGAAUCAGUGUAAAGACUCUCCCUCACUUCUCCAACAGGCCAACUCUACAGAAAUAGAUAACUAUACUGGUAGAGACUUACUCAGCAAGAAGGGGGCUCCAACCAGUCAGACACUUCCGAGAGACAAGGUGCAUGAAAAGGACUCCCAGAUAGAUAUAUCACACCAAACUGAACAUUCAAACCUGACAAAACACUCCAAAGUUGAAAAAGACAACAAAGUGAAAACACCAGGAGAGCUGAAAGAAGCAUCAGAACACACAGAAAACAUUAAUGAGACAAACGUCUCCGACCAGACCUCUAUAAAUCUUUUGACAGAAAAGAAACCAACCUCUGAAAAAGCUAAACCACCAGCUCAGAUUGACCUCGGACAUGAGCCAGAGAUGUCAAAAAAGACCAAAUACUCAACAAAGGUAGAAAACUCAGAGCAAACCGAGCCCUGUGUCGGCCAACAGCCACCACAUUCAAAUACCCAGGAACUCACCGUCCUUAUAGAACAGUCGAACCACACUAAACCUCCCGAUGAACAGAAAACCCCCACAGAGCACAGUGAACAUACAGAGAUGCCGAAAUCCUCACACGAAACCCAGACAGAGUCUCUAAAUUUUGCAAAAUUGAACAAUAUCGACUUUUUAAAGUGUUUCAGUGAGGAUCAGGGCAACAAAGGAAAAGAUCACACUCUGCAUGUGUCGACCGAAGACUCCAGCACAGCUUUACAUGCAAAGAAAGAAACUCAGCUAGCAGAUGAAAACAGAGUUGAAACAGAAACAUGGGAGCAAACUGAAAGGGAAAGUGAUACAGAAAUAACUGAAAUUACAGAAGAGAGUUCAUCAUUAGAAGAAAAAACUGUAGAAGAUACAGAGGGUAUGGAUUGUUCCCGUCCCACCUCUUCCAUAUGGUUUACACCUCACGACACACUGGAGCUCCACAGCACAUCUCACAUAGAUAACUCAGAUGAAACACCUAAAACAAGUGAUGCCCUCAGUCCCCCAGAUACUCAGGAUGUUUUACCUGCACCACCAAGCCUUGUUUCCGACAAUAAGACCUCCUCCUCUCCUUCUUGUAAGGCCUCAGAACGUCUGUCUCACAUGGUAGUACUCAAACACUCCUCUCCCAAACCCCCUCGGAGGAUGUGUAGGAAGGGUUACCCUACUCCGCUCCCCAGUCAAUUUUCUGAUCCUGUUCCAGAGCCCUGUCUAGAUCCCGAUCCUGAGAUGGCCCUUGACGCUAAGCCAGUAACCUCCAGUUCAGACCCCUCUCCUACCCCAACAACCAAUGUGUCUGAUGAAAUAAAUCCUGGGCCUGAACCCAAACUUUCAAGUAACCAACCUGCAAAUCUAGACCUUACCGUAGCUCCCGAGUCUGCCCCUGAAAUGAUAGCCCCCCCUGUUGUCGAUCCUAAUUCUGCUUUACCUCAUGAGCUACCUAUCUCUCAGUUAAUCACAGAGAAUUCUGAUGAGACAAGUAGUCAGGGCUUAAAAGAGACACAAUGUACAAAUAUGGAUUCUGAUUCUCAAUGCCAGUCCUCCCCUAAAGAGCCUAUCCCUGCACCCGAGCAAUCAGAGCCCCCCGACUCAGUGGACACAUUAGAUAUGUUCGAGACAAACACUCAAGAACCUGUACAUACCUCAGAAGUUGAGCUCAGUGAUGAAGAUGAAAAUGGAGAACUACAUACCAAAAAGUUGGGCUUGAAUCAGGCAGAUGGCAACCCUCAAGAGACCACACUAAGUCCAUCCUCCUCUUCCCUCUGUGUCACCCCUCCUGUACUCAGUCUUUCCCCACCCUACUGCACUCCCUCGCCCCCCAGCCUCAGCCCUCCCCAAUGUCUGACCCCUCCCUCUCACUGCCUCUCAUCCCCAAUGAUGAACAGCCCUGCUACUAGCUUUAGCUCUCCACCCCGGAGUGUCAGCCCUACCUCAUCCUGCCUCAGCUCACCUCCUUACCUGACCCCUUCCAUGCUUAGCCUCAGCCCCCCUCCACACUGUCUUAGCCCACCUUCCCCCUGCCUUAGCCCUCCCCUCCUUUGCCUCACCCCGCCAAUAGAGUCAGACGACUUUGUACCUCAGGUAUCUUCCGACGUGGAGCCUUUGAUACUGAACACAGACAGCCAGGAGCUGAUGAAAGAGGCCUCCCCUCAGCCAGGAAUUCCUCUUCUACAAAUGGAAGAAAAAAAGGAACAAGAUUACAUCUCCUCUUUGUCUCCUGUUGCAGAGCCUGUUUCUUUUCCAAUCACAAUCCCCAGCUCAACCUCACAUGUGCUGCCUCACUCUCAGUCUGGAGGCCCAGAGGAAUCAGCUCUACCACCAGCAGAUCAUGUAUCCAGCUCCAUGCCUGAGAACAAAGAGGCCCCCAAGGUACCCACCAACUUGUCUGAACAGAGCAACAAUCCACAGGCAUCAGGUUCAGUCCCUGCUGUAGAGGUCUUGGCAGAGAGCAUGUAUGGUGACUUUGAGGCAGCCAUGGACCACUUGCGCUACCGCCUAAUAGCUACCCGGAACCCUGAGGAAAUUCGGGGUGGUGGCUUGUUGAAAUACAGCAACCUGCUGGUUAGGGACUACCGUCCUGCCAGUGAGACUCAGAUAAAGACCCUGGAGCGCUACAUGUGCUCCCGCUUUUUUAUCGAUUUCCCUGAUGUGCAGGAGCAGCAGAGGAAGAUCCUGUCCUACUUGAAGAACCACUUUAUAGGAGAGGAGAGAAGCAAGUACCAAUACCUGAUGACGCUGCGCCGCGUGGUUGACGACAGCACUGUGUGUCUGAUGGGUCACGAGCGGCGUCAGACACUGAACAUGAUCACAGUGCUGGCACUGAAGGUUCUAGGAGAACAGAACAUUAUCCCUAACACAGACCAUGUGACAUGCUUCUACCAGCCUGCCCCGUAUCUUGCAGAACACACUGCUCCCUAUUUAGUAGAACCCAGCUAUUGCAGCUACUACAUACCCCAGGGAGGAUCAACUCUGCUUUACCAACCUUACCCAUUACACCUGCAUUCACAGACUGGACUAGUCUGAAACACAAACACACUUAACUACACUAAACUCACAGUGGAGCAAGGUGCUUGCCAUGAAGGAAGAGCUGGAGAAUUGAAAUCUAAUCCAGGGAUUAACUGUUUGGUCUAUAAUAGACCUAUGGGGGUGGGAAUGAUUGGGUUUUACAGUAAACUCCCCAAGUACCCUGUAUGGUUUCAACAUGAUUAUAUGUAAUUAUCUGGGCUUUGUGGGAAAGUAAUAAUUCUUCCGAUAUUGUUCAAAUUCCAGAAAAUGCUGUAUGCACUGCAUGAGUCAUAGCCCUUUGGUCUCCUUUGGAAACCAGCUGAGCUGUUGACAUUCACACACAUCCACAGACAUAUUCAUAAACAAACACACACACACACACACACACACAUUUAUAUAUACAGUAUACACACAAACACACUUCCAGGUUCUUGAAUUCUCGUAUACUCUUUUCAUGUUCUUAUUGUGUUGUUUCUAAAGGGUUUGUUCAGAAUGUGGACCUUGCCUGUGGUUAAUAUUGUGCAUGGAAAUUAGGACUGUUCUCUCACUGCCAAAUACUGUGUGACUACUAUGCUUCUUAAACAGUUUAAUGUAACUUUGUUGAACCUUUACUAAAUGGGUGUAUUCUGAAAAAAAAAAGAUAAGGGAUAAGAGUCUACCAGUGUGUACAGUACUUUCAUCAGAACAUACCCAUGCAUGCACAACACAAACACACAAAUACACACACACAAGCAAACAUACAUACAGUAUACUUUAUGCACACAAGGUAAGACAAUGCAUGAGUAGCUAAAUAUAUAGAAAACAUCCUGAAGUCAGGCAAAGGCUUAUCAUUUAAUAAAAAUUGAUCUAUUUUUGCAAGACUUUCCAAGAUAAAACUCAGUGAUAAUCAGAAUGGUUAGUUCCUACAGUAAAAUGCCAACAACAAUGCCUUUGCAAUAGACUGUACAGCAUAUUGAUGACAGUAUAUUUUGUGCGGAUAAACUGCAUUGUUUUCAGGUAAAUUGUGUUCAGAUGUAGUGCUUGAUUCCGUUCCCUCGUGGAGUCUCUUCUGUAGUCGUGAAGUACUGUACCAUCCAGUGUUGAUUUGUUUAAUGCUAACGUUUACUCUAUGGAGGUGGUCAGGUUAUAACCAUCUUUGGGUCAUCUCUAAACAUGGCAGACGCAGAUCAAUCUGUCAAAACCGUAAGAAGUACAUCCAAACUCCUGUGACUCCUCUCAGCAUGAAUCAGUGUCCUAUAAUUCACCCAGCCAGAAUCAACAUGGAACAAGUUCAAAUUCACCUCAGUCCUGUUUGGAUCUUCGUUUCAAAGCCGUGAAACUGCAACUAUGACCAAAGAUGGUUCGGUAGGGAAAAUCAAGUGCCUAAAUGUGAGACAUCAUUGGCAUGUCUUUAUCUCACUGCACUGGGGGGUGUAAACGGGGUGGGCCUUGGUCUGGGUUGGGUACGUGUUCAGUUUUUGACCCCUGUUAUUGCUGCCCAUUUUGAUGUCUUCUUUAAUGUAGUCCUUUGUUGUAGUUUAUUCAUGUACAUUUUGAUAAAAUAAAGGAGAAACUCA
Labrus mixtus (cuckoo wrasse) is the source of this 7040-nucleotide messenger RNA. It is a transcript of the gene tent5d, whose product is annotated as mucin-2. Lineage: Eukaryota; Metazoa; Chordata; Actinopteri; Labriformes; Labridae. The record is from RefSeq and is a predicted model, not a curated record. Gene Ontology annotation, biological process: mRNA stabilization. Bases 1831 to 5502 code for a protein of 1223 amino acids. The transcript has 3 exons. Gene Ontology annotation, molecular function: poly(A) RNA polymerase activity; RNA binding.